This is a messenger RNA of Phyllopteryx taeniolatus (common seadragon), 2242 nucleotides long. RefSeq names its product haloacid dehalogenase-like hydrolase domain-containing 5. The coding region runs from base 262 to 1614 and encodes 450 amino acids. Lineage: Eukaryota; Metazoa; Chordata; Actinopteri; Syngnathiformes; Syngnathidae. The transcript is spliced from 9 exons. Gene Ontology annotation, cellular component: mitochondrion. Gene Ontology annotation, biological process: glycerophospholipid biosynthetic process. The record is from RefSeq and is a predicted model, not a curated record.
UUGCUUUAUAGACUAGACUCGUGGUGUCUGCUUGAGUGCCUAAAAUGGCAGCGGGGUUUUUUCUUUCGCUGUGAGCUGAGGUAGCCCCCAGACAAGGCUCCGCCUCCUCCUCGUGACGUCAACUGGCGUCACAGGGCCUCGCCCAGUCACAUUAGAGCAGCGAACAUCAGAGGACGAAACCAGCGGCCGGAGCCAGCCGGCUAGUUGGAGCUGGGCCGCGCUCAUAUCGUUCUACUUCGAGGUCAGCGACACGUUAGUGAAAUGAAGGGACUCUUGCCGUUAUACCGGGGCCUGUGCUCCAGGGCCAGCCGUCACGCGAGGCCAAACGCUGCGCUUGUCGGUUCCCGAUGCGGGUUUUGCGGAACCCACAGCAAGGGUCGCGGGCGUGCCGGAGCCGAUCCCAGCUAUCAUCGGCCACAGCCAAACUUUGGCUUGUUGUUUGACAUUGAUGGCGUGCUCCUCCGGGGAAGGAUGCUGAUCCCCGCUGCCAAAAAGGCCUUUGAGAAGUUGGUGGAUUCAAAGGGGCAGUUUGCGGUGCCGCUGGUUUUCGUGACAAAUGCUGGGAAUUGUCUAAGGCAAACAAAAGCAGAUCAGCUCUCGCACAUCCUUGGAGUACCAAUCACACAAGAUCAAGUCAUUAUGUCUCACAGUCCAUUGAGGAUGUUCAAGAAAUUCCAUGACAAGUGUGUGCUGGUUUCAGGUCAAGGACCAGUUCUGGAAAUUUCCAAAAAUCUCGGCUUCAAUAACGUCAUUAGUAUUGACAUGCUCAGGGAAUCAUUCCCUCUUCUGGACAUGGUGGAUCACAACAGGAGACCCAAACUACCGUCCAGUCCUGUGGGGAACCUUGCCAAGGUUGAGGCUGUGGUUCUGUUUGGGGAGCCAAUUCGAUGGGAGACAAAUCUACAGCUCAUCGUUGAUGUUUUGCUCACCAAUGGCAAUCUCAGUAGCUUGCAUCAAACCCAAAACAUACCUCACCUGCCACUGCUGGCUUGCAAUAUGGACCUGAUGUGGAUGGCCGAGGCACAGUCUCCAAGAUUUGGCCACGGCACAUUUCUUGUGUGCUUAGAAAAUAUUUAUAAAAAGAUCACAGGUAAAGACCUCAAAUAUGAGGCUCUGAUGGGAAAACCAAGUGAGCUGACCUACCAUUUCGCAGAGUUCCUCAUCCGAGGGCAGGCUAUGCAGAGGCAGUGGAAACGUCCCAUCACGUCCCUCUACGCUAUAGGGGAUAAUCUAAUGACUGACAUCUAUGGCGCUAACUUGUACAACCGCUACCUGGAGGUGAGAGCUGCAAGAAAGAGCCCCAAAGCCAAGAUGGCUGCUGCCACAGGCUCCACCACCACAGUGCCUGCGGAGGAUGUUGUUGACAACAUGUGGGAGAGUGAGCUCGCGUUGCCAGCCGCCACUUCCUGUAAAUCCGUUUUAGUGUGCACGGGUGUCUACAACCCUACAGCAGAGGUGCCAUCUGACGCGAGCUGCUGGAUCAAAGAGACCGUGUUCCAUGGCCACAGGGACUUUCGCUUCGACCCUGCGCUGGUGGAGCCAGGCCACAUUGUGCACGAUGUGGCUGAAGCUGUUGAGCUCAUUUUUGAGAAGGAAAAGUUUUUGCCUCAGUAGAGAUUGAGCUUGAGGAAGGGUGGACUCCCGCCUCUUACACUGUGGACAGCAUUGAUUAACCACUACCGAGGGCUUUGAUAUGCUCUUGAAACAGAUGUUAUGGGAAAAAAAACAAUACUUCUGUUACGGUAAGCUGAUCUUUUAUAUUGCUUUUGUCAUAGUUGCCUGCUUUUCCUUUACAGAACUGCCUUGUUUUACUCUGUUCAAUAUUUUGAGACCACAUUGAUGUUGGUAUUACAACAAAACACGAUAUCAUCCUAUAUUUGUUUACUGUUUUUUCAAGCAUUUCAAACAUUGGACCAUUGUUUUUGAGGCCAUCUUUUAGCAUUACAAUUGUUUACACGUUUUAACCCUUGAAAAUCUAUGCAUGACGAGAAACUUGUACUGUAUGAACAAAUUGUUGGCUGUGCAAUCUUGUCCCCGAGUAGGUAUGCAUUGCACAUAGUUGUGAGAGACGACCAGUAUUUUCAUCUUUUGUUACACGUUACCCUUACCUACCUGUUCAAUUACAUAUGACAUGCUAACGCUACUUUUAACAAAAGCUUUCUUUUAAUAAUCCAUAUUUGACUGUAGUGUUUCAUUUAUUGUAAAUACUGUAACUCAAGAAAAUAUAAGGAAUCAUUGCAAA